AUGGCUCGCACAAACAAUAAUUCGGCGAAAGCCACGAAGAAGAAGACGGCGAAAGCCAAGACCGAGGAGUCGAUGGCGGGCGGCAUCGCCCUGGGAUGGUACGUGACAGGCUCUGGGCGAAGCCUGUCACAAGCCCAGCGAAAGGCGAUGAUCCGCCCCGUCGUCGCCAUCAAGUUCGAGGACCUCUCGAAGGAUCCCGUCGAUCGCGACAUGUAA
Messenger RNA from Fusarium coffeatum, 216 nucleotides. RefSeq lists its product as uncharacterized. The transcript has a single exon. The coding region runs from base 1 to 216 and encodes 71 amino acids. NCBI's taxonomy places the organism in Eukaryota, Fungi, Ascomycota, Sordariomycetes, Hypocreales, Nectriaceae. The record is from RefSeq and is a predicted model, not a curated record.